Musa acuminata AAA Group (dessert banana) is the source of this 423-nucleotide messenger RNA. RefSeq names its product eukaryotic translation initiation factor 3 subunit G-like. Lineage: Eukaryota; Viridiplantae; Streptophyta; Magnoliopsida; Zingiberales; Musaceae. The record is from RefSeq and is a predicted model, not a curated record. Bases 1 to 423 code for a protein of 140 amino acids. The transcript has a single exon.
AUGGCGGUGGACAUGGGGAAGCUGCGAUGGGGGGAGCUGGAGGACGACGCCGAGGACCUGGAUUUCCUGCUGCCGCCGCGGGUGGUGGUGGGGCCUGACGAGAACGGCGUGAAGAAGGUGAUCGAGUACCGGUUCGACGAGGAGGGGAACAAGGUGCGGGUCACCACCACCACCCGCGUCCGCAAGCUCACCCGCGCCCGCCUCAGCAAGCGCGCCCUCGAGCGCCGAUCCUGGCCCAAGUUCGGCGAUGCCGCCCACGAGGACGCCGGCGCCCGCCUCACCAUGGUCUCCACCGAGGAGAUCAUCCUCGAGCGCCCUCGCGCCCCCGGUUCGAUCCUUUCCCUUCCCUUCCUCCUCGUUACCUUCUUUCUCCUUUUUCUUUCCGGGAGACUCGGUAGUCAUCUUUUUAGGGUUUUCUAUUAA